AUGGCUGAGGGGGUGGCUGUCUGUGGCACAGAGGGGCGCCACCAGCUGCCCCUGCAGGAGCAGCAGCCAAGGCCGUCCCAUGGGGAGAACCUGUGGGGUGUGGCAGCUGAGAGGAUGGAGGAGCCAGCGGCCGCAGAGCCAGCGCCCGCUGAGCCUCCAACACUAUUGGGAGCAGCACCACCAGCAACUAUAACUGAUGAUGCAACUGAGAGGAUGGAAAAGUCCGGAAUUGAUGAAGCACCCAGAAAGGAUUCAGCAGCAGCAGCAACACCGCCAACAACUGGAACUCAUGCAUCUACUUUUCGGGACAUGGUUACCUUCUUAAAAUCUCCAGCGGGUGAAAGAUAUAUAAUACUUGAGAUUUUCAUCCUUGCUGCCAUGACACUGCUGCUUUUCCUUCUAUAUCAAAAGGAACUAAAAAGAAGGAUGGAGUUUCAAAUGGCAAUUGAUAUCAUUCGGACCUUUGUUGUUGGGCUUGAUACAAUCCAUGAAGACAAGGAUGAUCAGAAGGAACUGAAAAACAGAGAGGAGUUUCAAAUGGCAAUGACCAUGAUUCGAAACUUUGUUGUUGGGAUUGAUUCAACCUAUAAGGACAAGGAUGACUUCCAAAUACUCGCUGCAGCUCACAACAUAUCAGAGGAAAUGGUGUAUUAUGCCAACAUAAAUGAUCAACUGCAAAAAGAAAUUGACAUCCUUACUAGAAACUUGAAUGAUGGUUGGGUUUUAUAUUCAAGGGCCUUCUAUUUCUUUUCUCUUGAGCUACGCACAUGGGUGGAUUCCCAAAGAAAGUGUGAGAGGGAAGGCGCCAAGCUCAUUUCUAUGCAAACAAAGGAAGAACAGUAUUUUAUAAACAAGGAAGUAAAAUUCCGUAAAAUGGUUUUUUGGAUUGGAUUAUUUAAAAACACAGAAAGGACAUGGACAUGGCAUUCAGGUUCGAAGCCUGCAACCACGUACUGGAAUUACUAUGAGCCAAAUGGACAACCAGGCCAUGACUGUGCUGCUAUGUCCUUUGAUUGCUACUAUGACAGAUGCUGGAUGGCAUUACAAUGUGAGCGACGCAUACAGUAUAUUUGUAAGAAGGUGCCUGAUGAUACUUGGCUCUAAGAAGACACUUUAAGACGGAUUAAACUGUAUCCCAUGAUUUCUACACAAAAGCAAAACCAAGAGAUCACCGCAUCCCACAGUUUUAACGCACAAUCCACAAUCUGCCAUCUAGGUUAUGGGACUCUCUGGCAUCAGCCCUCACGAUCACCUUGAAUAGAACUUAUUCUGCAAGCUCAGACGUAGAUGGCUACAAAAAUAGAGAAUGGAAGGGUCCAAUCAUA
Molecule: messenger RNA, 1325 nt
Organism: Podarcis raffonei (Aeolian wall lizard)
Lineage: Eukaryota; Metazoa; Chordata; Lepidosauria; Squamata; Lacertidae
Product: C-type lectin domain family 4 member M-like
Exons: 10
Coding region: 1-1104 (367 amino acids)
Molecular function (GO): signaling receptor activity
Source: RefSeq, a predicted model, not a curated record